Molecule: messenger RNA, 3624 nt
Organism: Theobroma cacao (cacao)
Lineage: Eukaryota; Viridiplantae; Streptophyta; Magnoliopsida; Malvales; Malvaceae
Product: exocyst complex component SEC10b-like
Biological process (GO): exocytosis; Golgi to plasma membrane transport
Cellular component (GO): cytoplasm; exocyst
Source: RefSeq, a predicted model, not a curated record
CUUUGGUUUGGCUUGGAUUCAGUAUUUUACUUCAUUUCCUUUCCGCUUUUUCCUCUCACUGGUCGACCUCACUUCUCUAUUCCUCACCACUGCCACCGUCGCCUCGUAGUCCUUGCAAGACGUCUUCGUUCCCUCUUUCCCAUCUUUCUUUCCUCUUUUCGAAAUCUCUCUCAUUUCUCUACAUCUCCCUCUAUUCUCUGGAUGCUACCCUCCCCUCCCCUCCCCUGCCCUCGCUGCCGCCAUAUUGCCAUUGGUGUAAUUUAUAUAGGUUCCGGUUUGAAGUUUUCUUCUGACAGGAGGUGUGUUUUUGGUGCAGUUGAUUUUGGUGGUAGUGGUUGUACUCACAGGCCUUGUCUAGCAUAAUUUAGAUGUUAACUCUAUCAAUCUAAUCUAAUCUAAUUAUUAUAUUGAAAAAGUAGUAAUUUCAAGAGUCACCUAAAUCGUAAGGCUUAUGUUGUUUUUAUUAUUUAUUGGAUAAGUGCGAUGAUUCCUAAGUUCAAAUUUCCUUUUAAGUUAAAUAUAUUUCAAGCGCCGGGAUGUCAUCUAUCCCCCACCCACUCUUCCUUCUCUCCAAUUUUCCAAUUCCUCAUCGAUUAGUUCGUACGUUUAGCCGCGAUUGAACAUACGGUUGCCAUCGGUUUUUCCUACUCUCUAGAUCCGUUUAAUGGCCAUCAGAGCAUUGUUUUGAGCUGGUCCUUGUCACGUUAAAAUGUGAUCCCUGCAUUUGUCUACAUUUCAGAGGUUUCGAGGCUUAAUCCAUAUUGUUCUCAUUUCUUUUUAAGAUGAAAGAGAGGUCAAAAUCUUCCUCUGCAAGCAAUCUUCCACUCAUCCUGGAUAUUGAUGACUUUAAGGGUGAUUUUUCUUUUGAUGCAUUAUUUGGGAACUUGGUAAAUGAGCUCCUGCCGGCUUUCCAAGAAGAAGAAGCAGAUACAGCAGAUGGACAUGGCAUUGGUGGGACAGAUGUUCUGCCAAAUGGACAUAUCCGUGCCCCUUCUGGUGCAACAAAAUUCCCACAAGGACUCUCUGCCCCUCUAUUCCCAGAAGUAGAUGCUCUAUUAUCGCUCUUUGAGGAUUCUUGCAGAGAGUUGGUUGAUCUUCGAAAGCAGAUUGAUGGAAAACUCUACAAUCUUAAGAAAGAGGUUUCUACUCAAGAUGCUAAGCACCGCAAGACACUAACUGAGCUAGAAAAAGGUGUAGAUGGCUUGUUUGACAGCUUUGCAAGAUUGGAUUCACGUAUUUCAAGUGUUGGGCAGACUGCAGCAAAAAUAGGAGAUCAUUUGCAGAGUGCAGAUGCUCAGCGUGAAACUGCUAGUCAAACAAUAGAGCUCAUAAAGUACUUGAUGGAGUUUAAUAGUAGCCCGGGCGAUUUAAUGGAACUUUCACCGCUAUUUUCUGAUGACAGCCGUGUUGCCGAGGCUGCCUCAAUUGCACAGAAAUUGCGAUCAUUUGCCGGGGAGGAUAUUGCUAGAGCCGUGCCAUCAGUUGUCGGAAGCGUAACCGCCAGCAGAGUAUUGGAAGUUGCAGUUGCUAAUCUUCAGGAGUAUUGCAAUGAACUGGAGAACAGAUUGUUGGCUCGGUUUGAUGCUGCAUCACAGAGAAGGGAAUUGUCUACCAUGUCUGAAUGUGCUAAAAUUUUAUCUCAGUUUAACAGGGGCACCAGUGCCAUGCAACAUUAUGUGGCAACCCGUCCAAUGUUCAUUGAUGUGGAAGUUAUGAAUUCAGACACCAGAUUAGUUCUUGGCAGCCAGGGUUCUCAAGCUAGUCCUAGCAAUGUUGCUCGUGGCCUUUCUUUACUAUACAAAGAAAUUACAGAUACUAUACGUAAAGAAGCAGCCACAAUUAUGGCAGUAUUCCCUUCUCCUAAUGAUGUUAUGUCAAUUUUAGUUCAGCGAGUUUUGGAGCAGCGAGUUACUACUCUUUUGGACAAAUUAUUAUUGAAGCCAUCUCUUGUGAAUCCCCCUCCCAUCGAGGAAGGUGGACUUUUAUUGUAUCUGAGAAUGCUAGCUGUAGCAUACGAGAAGACCCAGGAACUUGCUAGAGAUCUAAGAGCUGUUGGAUGUGGUGAUUUGGAUGUUGAAGGUCUCACAGAGUGUCUGUUUUCUGUUCACAAGGAUGAAUAUCCUGAACAUGAGCAAGCCUCUCUUAGACAACUAUAUCAAGCAAAGUUGGAAGAACUGCGUGCUGAAAGCCAGAAAGUUUCUGAGUCAAGUGGAACAAUAGGACGCUCUAAAGGGGCUUCAGUGGCUUCUUCUCAUCAGCCGAUAUCUAUUGCAGUUGUGACAGAGUUUGUACGGUGGAAUGAAGAAGCAAUAUCUAGAUGCACUUCGUUUUCUUCUCAGCCUGCUACACUUGCAGCCAAUGUAAAAUCAGUGUUUACUUGCCUACUGGACCAAGUCAGCCAGUAUAUAACAGAUGGACUUGAAUGGGCUAGAGAUAGCCUGAUUGAAGCUGCAGCCUUGAGGGAAAGGUUUGUGCUAGGUACAAUUGUUAGUAGAAGGGUCGCUGCUGCUGCUGCUUCUGCGGCAGAGGCUGCUGCUGCUGCUGGUGAAAGCAGUUUCAGAUCUUUCAUGGUUGCUGUACAACGUUGUGGCAGCAGUGUGGCCAUAGUUCAGCAGUACUUUGCAAAUUCUAUAUCUCGGCUCUUAUUGCCUGUUGAUGGUGCUUAUGCUGCUUCUUGUGAAGAAAUGGCCACAGCAAUGUCUAGCGCGGAGGGUGCUGCUUAUAAAGGGCUUCAGCAAUGCAUUGAAACCGUGAUGGCUGAGGUUGAACGGCUAUUAUCAGCUGAACAAAAGGCAACAGAUUACUGCUCACCUGAUGAUGGAAUGGCUCCCGAUCAUCGUCCAACAAAUGCUUGCACAAGAGUUGUUGCUUAUCUUUCUCGGGUCCUCGAGGCUGCAUUCACUGCACUAGAGGGUCUUAACAAACAAGCGUUCCUGACUGAACUGGGAAACCGCUUGCACAAAGGACUACUUGUUCAUUGGCAGAAGUUCACUUUUAAUCCUAGCGGAGGACUACGCCUGAAGCGUGAUAUAACUGAGUAUGGAGAAUUUGUGCGUAGUUUUAAUGCUCCUUCUGUUGAUGAGAAAUUUGAACUCCUUGGCAUCUUGGCCAAUGUCUUCAUAGUUGCUCCUGAAAGUCUCUCCACUUUGUUUGAGGGCACCCCUAGCAUCCGGAAAGAUGCACAAAGGUUUAUUCAGCUUAGAGAGGACUACAAGAGUGCAAAACUUGCAUCAAGACUUAGCUCUUUAUGGUCAAGUUCUAGUUGAUCCAGAGGUGGCAUGCUGAUAUGCUGUAUAGGUUCCUGGACAUUAUUUCAAGCAUUUUCCUUGUGGCUAACGCCUAGGUUGCCCAGUUUUGAGGCACAAAUACCAAGUCGAGUGCUGGUGGUGAGGAUAAUAAGCUCAUUGUUGAACUAAAAAUUGAGGACGUUAGAUUUUUUUUUUCUACAAUAUGUUUGUAUUUUUUGUUAUGGCAUUCAUUUUACUAGUUAUAUUAUUUUCAAUUUUCUCUUUGAAUUUUCAAUAAGCAAAGAUCUAGUGUCCCGGUUUGUUAGUACAUGGUAACCCUUGAUUGAGGGUUAUUUCUAUUAUUAAAGCUUGUGCCCGAUGGCCUCGUAUUUCUAAG